Messenger RNA from Anthonomus grandis grandis, 5993 nucleotides. RefSeq names its product cadherin-89D. Gene Ontology annotation, cellular component: plasma membrane; catenin complex. Lineage: Eukaryota; Metazoa; Arthropoda; Insecta; Coleoptera; Curculionidae. Bases 201 to 5846 code for a protein of 1881 amino acids. Gene Ontology annotation, molecular function: calcium ion binding; cadherin binding. The transcript is spliced from 24 exons. Gene Ontology annotation, biological process: homophilic cell-cell adhesion. The record is from RefSeq and is a predicted model, not a curated record.
ACCCUUUCGGUAAAUCCGCUUAAAAUUCUCAAUUAAUUUAAUUUAAUCAUUUAUUGUGUCUCUCGUUUAAGAAAUUAACAUUUUUUCUGAGAUAAAGCGGACGUUUUCGGUGCGGUGUGUGAAAGUGUACGCAGGUGAAAACGAGACUUUUUUUCCUUGUUGAUGUUUUGUUGCUUCGGAGCGAGGAAUGACCACGUAAAAUGCUCUGGAUAAUACUCCUCUGGGUACCCCUGGCACCAGCAACCGUUUAUGGUUGCCAGUUCUACCCUCCAGGAGAGUACCUGAGGUUCAUCAGGGUGCCCGAGAACCUGAGGGUGGGCGAGGAGGUGCUGCGGGUAGAAGUGCACCCGAGGAACAAUUUAAAUUUGUUGCCGGUGGACAAGAAUGAGGACGUGAGCUACUUCACUUACAGGGACCUUAAUAGGACCACCGUGUCCUUGCUGCUGGCGAAAUCGUUGGAAGACUUGGUGGACUCCACCAGUCCCAGGAACGUCCUGAAGUUCAAGCUGAGUUGCGAUUUUAACGAUGGGGAGGACACCAUUACCUCGUCUCUCUCCGUCACAGUUUACAUCGAGGACAUCAACGAUCACGCCCCGGAGUUCAUAGGUGAACCCUACUACGUUGAAGUUGAUGAACUUUUCCCCGUUGGUUUAACAUUGUAUAGAGGGGUCCGAGCAAUAGACCGGGAUAAGCCAAAUACUCCGAAUUCCGACGUGCAGUUUGCCAUAGUCGGAGGUAACGAGCGCGGAAAAUUCGCCCUGGAUAACAGCCACCAGCCGGACAUUUUGCUCAGGAAAACUCUGGAUUUCGACGCCGGGGAUCGGGAGUUUAUUUUGACCAUUUCCGCCACGGAUCGCGGUAACCCUCCAAGGAGUACAAACUCAACCGUCACGAUCAAAGUGAACGACAACGAUGACUUACCACCCAAGUUCACCAAGGGGGUUUACCGAACCAGGAUCCACGAAUUCUACCCCAUUACGGGUAUGAAGAUCCACGAAUUGCUCUCGUUCCACCCUCCGAUCUACGCGUUCGACCAGGACUUCGCCAUCGAAACCGCUAUACGCUAUGACAUAAUAGCGGGCAACGAGAGGCAUUUGUUUUAUCUGGACCACGUGAACGCCUCCUUGUUCCUGGAAAAGGAGAUUGAUCUGGACUCGGAGCGGUCGUUGCCUGGAAACACUUUCGUUCUACAGAUUCAAGCCGCGCAGGUGAAUAACCCUCUGAAAACUGGCCUGGCUCGUGUGGAAGUGGAGGUGAUAGACCUCAAUGAUAACCUUCCAGAGUUUGAGGUGGACUUCUACAAUAUCAGCAUUGUGGAAAACUUACCGAACGGGUUUAGUGUCUUACAAAUCAUGGCCACAGAUCAGGAUCAAGGAGAUAAUGCGGAUUUCUCUUAUCAGCUGGAGGAUGGUAGUGGAGCCUUUUCUUUGGAUGCCAGAAGUGGAUGGCUGACAGUUAGAGACCAAACGGUUCUGGACCGAGAAAAACGUGGAUCCAUUAAGAUGAAGGUCUACGCGAAAGAAAAAGUUCCAACAGUAGUUGGAAAUGAGGCUCUUUCAUCUGUGGAUGUGGAGGUGACUCUGCUGGACGCCAACGAUAACAACCCUACCUUUAUCCCAACAAACUUAUACGAUUUUACCAUCACUACACAAGCGAAGAAGGGAGAUAAGGUUGGACAAGUCCAGGCAACUGAUCCAGACCUCGGAAGGAACGGUGUGGUGCUGUACUCGUUGCAAAAAACAUCCAACAGCAGCGAUUCCUUCGAAAUCGAACCCAGAUCAGGAAAACUCGUGGUGGCAGAUGAGAAUGUGCCCCCUGGAAAGCAUUUAUUAUUCGUGGAAGCCACUGAUCAACCAUUCAACCCUAGCGAGAGACGGACUUCGUUAGCCGUGGUCACCGUUGAGGUCCGAAACCAUCCAGGCAGCACAGGCUAUCCAGAGUUCGUCGGUGCCCCCUACGAGUUCUGGGUGGGUUCCACAGUGGGUAUAGGAACCAGCGUGGGUCAGCUCCGGGUUUCUGACGCUAUGGAACGAGGACCCAUAGCUUUUGAUCUCCUGCACAGCUACCACGAAGGAGUACCGUUUGCUGUGGAGGAGAGCUCCGGGGUCCUGACUGUCGUCGACGACCUGAAGAAGUUCAGCCGUCAAGAUUACGAGUUCGAGGGGGUGGCCACCAAUGACAAGGACGUCACUCUCGUCACCAACGUCACUCUACACGUGGUAGAUCCCAAAGAUGAAAAAGCCAUUCUCAUGAAAACUGGCAAUGCCCCGAUAGAGUUCCACGUCAAGGAAAACCAACCGAAUGUGUUGAUAGGUAAGCUGGGAUUCAAGAACAACAUGACCAGCGGUCUGAGGUUCUCUAUAGCAAAUCAAAAGGACGUCACUGAUGUCAUAGCGAUUACCACCGAUGGAACCUUACAUACCCUGCGGUCUUUGGAUAGGGAGGUGCGGGAUGUUUACAGGCUCACCGUCAUCGCCGAGUAUAAUAAGGGAAGCGCUCUUGGAUCGGGGAUCUACCAAGUGACCAUUUACGUGGACGAUGAGAAUGAUAAUAAACCCCAAUUCGAAAGAAGCAUCUAUGAAGGAAAGAUCCAGGAAAAUGCCAAAUCUGGCACAGAGGUUGACCUGAACUUCCCGGUACACGUGAGCGACAAGGAUAUCGAUGCAAACGGCCAGUUUACCGUAGGGAUAUUCGGUAACGGAAGCGAGAACUUUAGAUUGGACAAGAACACUGGAAAAAUCCAGUUUAUUAGCGCUAGCACCCCACUGGACAGGGAGACCACCCCGGUGUACAACUUAAGACUGGUCGCCAAAGAUAAGGGAGGCCUUUACAGUGAGGUCAAGCUGAUUAUCAACAUCGAGGACGAAAACGAUAAUCCCCCAGUGUUUAUGGAGAUGCUCAUCCACACUGAAAAGGGCAUAAAGGUCCUGGAAUAUGACAGAGAGGGAAACAGGGUGGUUCACUUCGAGCGGGACAAUAGCGGCAACGUCACCAAAUAUGUUCUAACUCAAACGUACUUAAGGGCAAAGAGACCCAAGCAGAAGAUGUCCCCGAUGGUCAGCGUUCCGGAAGAUCUGAGCGUGGGCACCACCAUUAUCAAAUUAACUGCCCUGGAUAAGGACAUUAGCGAAAACGCGCAAAUAAAAUACGAAAUGGUCUCGGAAACGUACAUCCCGCACGAGAAAUCCACCGAGCCCUUCCACCUGAUCCAGUAUUUCAUGGUGCAUCCGACCACUGGCGAAAUUUCGGUGGCCAGGACCCUUCCGCCCGAAUCCGAGUUCAGGCUGAAUGUUUCCGCCAGCGAUAAGGGCUCCCUAAGGGAUUAUCUCCUAGUUCGGGUGGUCGUUAAGGAUAUUAAUGAUCACACCCCUGUUUUUAAGAAGUCUUGGUAUAAUUUCGAUACGGAAGAGGCGGUUUAUGCCAGGAAAGUUUUAGGUAAAAUUGAAGCUAUGGAUUCGGACUUUGGCCCUAACGCGAACAUAACCUAUUCAAUAAAGACCGAGGAGUCUGCUGGAGUGCCGUUUUCCAUAUCGACCUACACGGGACAGCUGAGUGUGGACGGAAUCCUGGAUCGCGAGACCAGGGACAAGUACUCUUUCGUGGUCGUGGCCAAGGAUAAUCCCCAGGACAAUAAACCGCUAAGCAGCUCCGUUAACGUCGAGGUAAACGUGCUGGACGUCAACGAUAACCCGCCGGUGUUUUAUGGAUACGACGAUUUGGCACCGAACCCAGAACCGAAUGUGAACAAUUACCGGUUCUAUCAGCGAAAGAUUCCGGUUUAUUAUGCGGCCGCAUCGGAAAACAGCCCCAUCGGUACCCCGAUCACGAGGGUGUUCGCCAAUGACUCGGACUUUACCGGAAACGGAAAUGGAUUGAUCUUGUUCGACAUCCCUUUCCGAAAGGGAAAUCCCAAUCUGUUCGCCAUCGAUUCCAAGGAGGGCAUCUUGACCACUAUUGGGAAACUGGAUUACGAGAAGGACAAGUCGCAUAACGUGACGAUCGUGGCAUCGGACUUGGGAUCUCCUAGCUUGAGCUCCACCGCUGUGGUUUCCAUAAACGUGAUAGACGUACCGGAAGACUUACUGUCAGCAGAGAGUCCAGUGUUCUCCCAUCGAUAUUACGAGGUGGAGGUAGAAGAAAACGUGCCGGUGCCCCUGAAGAUUCUCACCCUAAACGUCACCGAGCAAUACAAGUCCCAUAAAUUACGAUUCAGUAUUGUCUCCGUUAAAAAUAGCGAUAUUAAAGAGUGUUUUAGCAUUGACCCCCGUAAUGGUACCUUAUUUAUCACCAAAAGCCCUGAUAGGGAAAAGAAAGCUUUGUACGAAUUAGUCGUGCGAUUGGAUCAGUAUAAGGUCGGCAGGGAUAUGACUGUGAUGGUUUAUCCCGUUACUAAUGAGCGUCUAGGGAAUCUGGGAUUAAACGAAGUGAAAGUGAUCGUAAGAAUUACGGACCUAAACGACAACCCUCCGAAAUUCAUGGUCACCGGACGCCCUAUAGUGGCAGCCAUCCCAACCACCGCAGGCUACGGUUACGAGGUACUGAGGCUCCAAGCGUCAGAUCCCGAUCUGGGCCUCAAUGGCGAAAUAAGGUUCCAAAUAAUCGGCCGUAACGAGGAGGCCAAUCGGCGAUUCGCCAUAGAUCCGAUAUCGGGCCAAGUGAGGGCCAUCUCGAACUUUAUCAAAGAUGCCGGCAAAGUGUUCGGGUUUGACGUGAAAGCGACUGAUAAAUGCGGCGCAGAUGACGGGCACAGUUCAAUCGCCAACGUAUUGGUUUAUGUCCUAGACGAGCAAAAACAAGUCGUUAUGGUUAUGGGAAUGAAACCGGUCGAGGCGGAAAACAGCAUAAGUAAUAUCACUACGGCCUUAAACAACGCCACCGGAUUCGACGUUAGAAUCCGUAAGUUGGAGCCGCACAAUGAACGAAACUUAAUGGAUAAUUGCGCGACUGAUAUGUACCUUUAUGCGGUCGAUCCGGCUUUGAAUACCAUCCUGGAAAUGUCUCAGCUUGAAAAGGUUCUCCUAAGAAAGAAAUCCCUCAUAGAACAACACCUCGAGGGCCCCAAAGUCCUGGCGCUCUCCAGCGGCUCUUUUGACAAAAACUACACCCGCACCCCCCGUCUGAUCCUCUCCUCCAUAGAAGUGGGCGCGAUCAUUUUGGGGUGCGUUGUGCUCAUCGGAGCAGUGAUUACUUCAAUCUGCGUGGUAUGCAUAAAAAGAAAAAAUAGAAGACUAAAGCGCUACACGUCAUCUCUGAGGUACGGCCUAGGCUCUUCCAAGGCAGGCCUCUACCCUCCUCCGUACGGAGACCCACUUGGGUAUCAGCUAUCACCUGAAGGAGUGACCCAGGAGGUCCCUAUGGAGUACACGAGGUCGGGUCAUGACAUCACUUGCCCAAGAUACUACGCCAACCGUUACAGAGAGUACCAUGAGAAGCCAAGGAAUUCUAUUGGCAUAGAAAAAUCUAUUACGAGUUUACAUUCGAGUGGUCAAGACAGUGGAAUCGCUGAUGCCACCGUGGUGCACUCUUGCCAGUGCGGGCACAGCAGCAGCAGAAGCUCCGGGGACGAGAGCAGCAAUAGUUACGAGGAUUCGUUGCAAUCGACCCCGAGGAGCCGUAAGUUGCGGGACCCCACUCCAGCCAUGCACCACCACAUCACCCUGAGCCCCAACAGAUCGAACUUCUCGACGACGGAUCAGCGAAGAUCCAGAAACCGUUCGAUAACCGAAGACGUACUGGAUCACGAAGGGAUCAGCCCGAUCCAGAGCACCAGCGGGAUCUUCACCAAUGGUCCAGGAGCCCUGAGACGAUCCACCGAGAGGCUCAUGAUGGGACCAUUUCGUUCCUAAUGUAUAAACACACGUUUGUUGCUUGUAUAUUUUUAUUUUUGGGGGAGAAGUGCAAUUAUUGUCUGUGUACCUGGUCUUAUAUGUGCAAUAUUAUGUAAAAAUUACGUACUCGUUACAAGUAAAAUGUAAAUAUAAUGUGCUGCGAGA